AUGUCUGAUUUCUAUUCGGGACGACAAGCUUUGGUGAUAUGUCUCAUCUUUGUGCUUCUCGAUUUUACGGUGAACUGGUUCGGUUUAAUGUGGAACGGGAAAUAUUUCACAAUUGAUAACAUCUAUCAUUGGUUCAAUCUUCACGACUACAAAUUCACCGUGAAUCCGGUCGAUUUUCUGGCGGUCGCUUUCCUCCGUGAUUGCAUUCUUUUGGGUGGCGCUGUUGGUGUUUGGACGGUUCCACAGGGCGGAAGUCAAGCUGCUGCAAAGUUCUCCAAUGUCGUUUUCGCAAUGAUGCUUCUCAUUUUGGCGUUUUCCCCAUCGAAAUUGCUGGCUUUCUACGAGGAUGAAUCAUUGAAAUUGGCUGUCGGUGAUUGGGUGCUGAUGAUCUGGUGUGUGAUUGCCUCGCUUUUCGUUCAGUUCAUUUGGCAAAGUGUACUGUGUCGAGUCCGUGAAACAGUGCCCGGCGAUGGAAAUGAGCCACUCUUCUCAGACAAUGACUUCGAAGCGACAAUCAGAGAAGAAGAGAACGCGAAAGCCGCUGCCCAACGGGAAACCUUGAGCAUUCUAUUCCGCUUGUUGAGCUACAUGAAAAGAGAAUGGCGUUUCUACAUGAUGGCUUUCUUCUUUUUGUCACUCUACUCAUUAUCUCGUGUCUUCAUCCCGUAUUACACCGGUGAAGUGGUGUCAGCGGUUUUCGGUGAAAAAGCCAGCUACGAGCGACUCCAUAAAACCGUGCUCAUCAUGGCGAUUCUCUCGUUUUCCGGCGCCGUUUUCGGUGGUUUCCGUGGUGGCAUGUUCACCUAUGCACAAGCGAGAAUCGAUCGACAAAUCCGAAACGAUCUCUUCCGAUCAAUUGUCAAACAGGAGAUCGGCUUUUUCGAUCAAAACAAAACUGGUGAAAUCGUUUCUCGUCUAACAGCUGAUUGCCAAACAAUGUCCAACACUUUAUCACUUUAUAUUAAUGUCUUAUCAAGGAAUUGUUUCAUGUUGUUCGGCUCGGUGAUCUUCAUGUUCACUCUUUCGUGGAGAUUAUCGAUGAUUACCGUAAUCGCGAUCCCAAUCAUUUUCUUGCUCUCAAAAGUUUUCGGCGUUUAUUAUGAUAAAUUAUCGGAAGAUUCAAUGAACGCCACAGCGAAAGCGAACGAUGUAGCCGAAGAAGUGCUAUCAGCCAUUCGAACUGUCAAAAGUUUUGCUUGCGAGAAAUUCGAGGGAUUGAGAUUCCUCGGUUUCCUUGACAUCACCCUGCAAAUUGGCACGAAAAAAGCUUUCGCCGUCAUUGCUUUCAUUUGGAGUUCGGAGCUUCUUCAAAUGGGCAUCCUGACGGUUGUUCUAUGGUAUGGUGGACAUCUUGUCAUUCAGAAAAAGGUGGAAUCAGGUCUUCUUGUCUCUUUCCUUCUCUAUCAAUUUCAAUUGGGUGAAAAUUUGAGGGAGUUGGGCGAAGUGUGGAAUGGUUUAAUGCAAGCCGUCGGUGCGUCACGGAAAGUUUUCGAAUUCAUCGAUCGAGAGCCGAUCAUCAGCAAUAAUCACAAUGGUCAAAGCCCACCAAAUAUCAAAGGUCGAAUCGAGUUCCGAAACGUCGCUUUCAGCUAUCCGAUUCGACCGGAUUUGCCUAUUAUGGAGGAUCUCUCGUUCACAGCGGAACCCGGAGAGGUGGUAGCCCUGGUCGGGCCAUCAGGUGGCGGAAAAUCAUCGUGCAUCGCCAUGCUUGAGCACUUCUAUGAGCCGACAUCGGGUGAAGUGCUCCUUGACGGGAUCCCGAUCAAUCAAUAUGACCAUAAAUAUCUGCACAACAAGGUGGCCCUCGUCGGACAAGAACCCGUCCUCUACGCUCGCUCAGUUUACGAAAAUAUUGGAUACGGAAUGGACUAUUUCACGGAGGACAUGGUGCAAAACAGUGCAAAACUCGCGAACGCACAUCAAUUCAUCAUGGACACGCAUGAGGGUUACAACACGGAUGUCGGCGAGAAAGGAAGUCAAAUGAGUGGUGGUCAAAAGCAGCGGAUUGCCAUUGCCCGUGCACUUGUGCGUGAUCCGGUGGUUCUUCUUCUCGACGAGGCCACAUCAGCUCUUGAUGCUGAAUCCGAGCACUCAGUUCAAGAAGCUAUCUCGAAAAAUCUGAAAGGACGAACGGUUAUCCUGAUCGCUCAUCGUUUGAGUACCGUCGAAAAUGCGGACAAGAUUGUCGUCAUCAAUAAGGGACGCGUCGAACAAAUGGGAAAACACAGUGAAUUGAUUAAACAAGAGGGAUUAUAUAAACAGUUGGUGCAACGGCAAAUGAUGGCAAGCGAAGAGAGCCCAGCUGUCCCUCCACCCCAACCAGCCACACCGAAAGGCCGACGAAUCAGAAGAGACUCCGUUUCCGGCGGUGCCAAUUCUUUCCUCGGUACAUCAUUCGCCGGUUCUUACAUC
Mesorhabditis belari is the source of this 2412-nucleotide messenger RNA. The record is from the annotation of a GenBank genome assembly. NCBI's taxonomy places the organism in Eukaryota, Metazoa, Nematoda, Chromadorea, Rhabditida, Rhabditidae.